Molecule: messenger RNA, 798 nt
Organism: Mycotypha africana
Lineage: Eukaryota; Fungi; Mucoromycota; Mucoromycetes; Mucorales; Mycotyphaceae
Product: acyltransferase-domain-containing protein
Exons: 3
Coding region: 1-798 (265 amino acids)
Biological process (GO): inner mitochondrial membrane organization; cardiolipin acyl-chain remodeling
Cellular component (GO): mitochondrial membrane
Molecular function (GO): 1-acylglycerophosphocholine O-acyltransferase activity
Source: RefSeq, a predicted model, not a curated record
AUGUGGAGAUUCAUGACAGCAACCGUUAUUGGAUCAAUUGGUACUUUGUCAAAAUUAUUUUUGGGCUAUUUCAAUGACACGAAAGUACACGGGCUCGAACAAUUUUUGCGGAUUUUGCAGGACCCACAACGUAAGAAAGGUAUUCUUACUGUGUCUAAUCAUGAAUCAGUAUUAGAUGAUCCAGUAUUAUGGGGAGUAUUACCUUUAAGUGUUCUUUUCUCACCCGAAAGAAUGCGUUGGGUACUUGGUGCUGCUGACAUAUGUUAUACUUCUGUCUUUCGAUCUUACUUUUUCGUAUUUGGUCAAACUAUCCCUACCAUUCGCGGCGCGGGCAUCUAUCAACCUGCACUAGAUUUUAGCAUCCAUCACUUACAAAAAAAAGGCUGGGUUCAUAUAUAUCCGGAAGCGAAGGUAUCUCAAGAUAACAAUGGAAAAAUGAUUCGAUUUAAGUGGGGAAUCGGACGAAUUUUGAUGGAUAGCAGCAAUGCUGUUUCUGCAGACACAAUGUCAAAUUCUAAGGAGAUUGAUGGCGACAAUCGAGAACCAGUGAUUGUUAUACCGAUUUGGCAUAAAGGAAUGCAUUUGGUUAAACCGUUAUACGGGACAAAGUUGGCACAUGUAGGCAAGCCUAUUACGAUCGUGUAUGGUGAUCCUGUUUCGUAUGGUGAUAUAUUAGAUUCUUGGAAGUUGGGAAAAUUGACAAGAGAGGAAGCAAGGAUCGAAUUGACUCAAAGGGUAUAUGACGCGAUAGAAAAGCUGCAAAAGGAAUAUGAUAAUAAUACGGCAAACUCGUUAUAG